Messenger RNA from Lasiodiplodia theobromae, 747 nucleotides. RefSeq lists its product as uncharacterized. Lineage: Eukaryota; Fungi; Ascomycota; Dothideomycetes; Botryosphaeriales; Botryosphaeriaceae. The transcript has 2 exons. Bases 1 to 747 code for a protein of 248 amino acids. The record is from RefSeq and is a predicted model, not a curated record.
AUGUCCGACACGAACUCGCCGCCCCGCUCGCCUCCCCCCACCGAGCGCCGCCGCUCGUCCUUUGCCGGCCAGGCCUUCGCCGACCUGUUCGGUCGCCAGCCCGCCGGCCAGAGCCCCAACAACGCCAACAACAACGCCAACGCCAACGGCAAUGCGAACUAUCAGGGCCCAAUCACCACUGCCGCCGCCCAGGCCAACCGUCGCCGCCUGUCACUGACCACCCUCGGUCUGUCGGGCUCGCCCAGCCAGCCUUCUCCAUUCAGCACCAUGCGGAGCCGUGGCGAGAGCGUUUCGUCUGCCACCUCGGGCUCCUUCAACGAGAGCCCAUUCGACGACGACGACACGUCCAGCUCCAACAGUCCGCCCAACACUGCCGCUACGUCGCCGUUUGCGCGCAGGCUGAGUUUUGGUGCCCGGGCGCUUCGCGACGUGAAGCAGGGAAAUGGGAGCGGAAACACAUCUGCCAAUGGUAGAGCUCGCCCCAAUGCUUCUUUCAAGUCUCCUACCCCGUCUUCGAACAUUACUGCGACCAAGGGUCGAGAUGGCUUUAACUUCGCUGAGAACAUGCGUACCCGAGCAGAGCGCUCUUCCAUUUCAGCUGCCAGCCCUGGCCGGGUCUCUCCGCCCAUGCAUCACCGGGCUAAGAGCAUCGCCACUGCCGAGCCCAUUCGCGAGGUACCAAAGGUCGCCAAGGCCCCCGAUGCCUUCCAGGAGCGUAUCUUGAAGGGUGACUUCUACAUGGACUAG